GCGGGGCCGAGGGGGCCAUGGCGGCCGAGGCGGCGGAGCGGCACCUGGGGCUGCUGCAGGACGAGCGGGAGGCUGAGCUGGCCCAGAGCAGGGCAUGGCAGGAGAGUGUCUCCCUGAAGGAAUUGCAGCGGAGAGGAGUCUGCUUGCUCAAGCUGCAGCUCAGCAGCCAGAGAACCGGCCUCUACGGGCGUCUCCUCGUGACAUUCCAGCCCAGGAAGCGGGACUCGGACACCGAGCUGCCCUCCAACAGCUUUGGGCCUGGGGACAUCGUGGGGCUCUAUGAGUCGGCUGGGCAGGGGGACCCACUGUGCACGGGCGUGGUGACACGUGUCACCCCCAAGGCAGUGACGGUGGCCCUGGAGGAGGCCCGGGAUGGGGAGCUGGCCCUGGACCACGAGCGCUCCUUCCGCCUGCUCAAGCUGGCCAACGAUGUCACCUACAACAGGCUCAAAAGAGCUCUGACUGCACUCAAGCAGUACCGGGGUGGCCCAGCCUCUGACCUGAUCGACGUCCUCUUCUUUGCCUCUGCUCCCAGGGCAUUCCCUGAAACAAAGCCUCUGGAGUUCUUCAAUGGCUCCCUGGAUGAGUCUCAGAAGGAAGCUGUGUUCUUCUCCCUGGCUCAGAGGGAGCUGGCCAUCAUCCACGGGCCUCCGGGCACAGGGAAAACCACGACCCUGGUGGAGAUCAUCCUGCAGGCUGUGCAGCAGGGCCUGAAGGUGCUGUGCUGUGCCCCGUCCAACGUGGCCGUGGAUAACCUGGUGGAGCGGCUGGCGGGCCGCGGGCCGCGGCUGCUGCGCCUCGGGCACCCCGCCCGCCUGCUGCAGCCCAUCCAGCAGCACUGCCUGGACGCCGUGCUGGCCCGAGGGGACGGCGCCCGCAUCGUGGCCGACAUCCGGAGCGACAUCGACCACGCCUGGGCAAAAACCAAAAAGGCCCAAGACAAAGGAGAGAGAAGCCAUUUUCUGGGUGAGAUCAAGACCCUGAGGAAGGAGCUGAAGGAGAGAGAAGAGGCUGCCAUGGCUGCAGCCCUCAGCCAGGCCAGCAUUGUCCUUGCCACCAACACAGGUGCUUCCUCAGACGGCCCCCUGAAGCUGCUGCCUGAAACCCACUUUGACCUGGUGGUGAUUGAUGAGUGUGCCCAGGCUCUGGAAGCCAGCUGCUGGAUCCCUCUGCUGAAAGCUCCCAAGUGCAUCCUGGCUGGGGAUCACAAGCAGCUGCCCCCCACCAUCAUCUCCCACAGCAUCAUGGAGUGGGCGUCCUCGGAGCUCUACGGCGGCCACCUCAGCGCGCACCCCUCCGUGGCACAGCACCUGCUCAGGGACCUGCCAGGUGUCUGUGACACAGAAGAGACCAGCACUCCCCUGUUGCUCAUAGACACCGCUGGCUGUGGCCUGUUUGAGCUGGAAGUGGAGGAUGAACAGUCCAAGGGGAAUCCAGGGGAGGUCCAGCUGGUGGGGAUGCACGUGCAGGCCUUGGUGGACGCUGGUGUGAAGGCCAAGGACAUCGCUGUGGUGGCCCCCUACAACCUCCAGGUGGACAUGCUCAGACAGCACCUUUGCCACAGCCACCCCGAGCUGGAAAUUAAAUCAGUGGAUGGGUUCCAGGGCAGGGAGAAGGAGGCAGUGAUCCUGUCCUUUGUCAGAUCCAACAAGAAAGGCGAGGUGGGCUUCCUGGCCGAGGAGCGGCGCAUCAACGUGGCGGUGACGCGGGCGCGGCGCCAGGUGGCCGUGGUGUGUGACAGCCGCACCGUGGGCAGCCGCCCCUUCCUGCGGCGCCUGCUGGACCACCUGGCCCAGCACGGCCUCGUGCGCUCUGCCUUCGAAUACCUGGAUGACCUCGUGCCCCAAAACUACCCCGGGGAGGGCCAGGCCCAGCGCCAGCAGGGCCCCAAAGCACCGGGCCCCAAAGCACCAGGCCCCAAAGCGCCGGGCCCCAAAGCGCAGCCGGCUCCGGCUCCGGCUGGGAAGCACAAGGCGGCGGCGGCCGGAGCGGGGAGCCAGAAACUGGGAGCACGGAGCUCCCCGAGCAAUGCCACAGCUGGGAGGGACAGCUCAGGGUCAAAGGAGGGUGGGGACAGGUUCAGGGCCAUGCUGGUGGCCUUCCUGGCGAGCAGCGAGGCACAGCUGGAUUUCCCAGCAUCCCUGAAUUCCCACGAGCGGAUGCUGGUCCAUGUGCUGGCAGAGGAGUACGGGCUGCAGCACCUGAGCUCUGGGGAGGGCCGGGACAGGUACAUCAGUGUCCGCAAGGGAGUCCCCAAGCAGCCCACGCUGCCCUCUGAGCCCCUUCCUGAGUCCCCACUGUCCUCUGAGCCCCAGCUGCCCCCUGAGCCCCUUCCCAAACCCCCGCUGUCCUCUGAGCCCCCACUGCCCUCCGAGCCCCUUCCCGAGCUCCAGCAUCCCCACGGGAACACCCCUGACCCUGUGGAGCCAAAGGAGAGCAGCAAGAGCUCAGGGAAAGUGGAUCUGAAAUCCCUGCACCUGGAGAGAGUCCAGAGGGAGAAAGCCAGGCGGGAGGAGGCGGCCAGGAAGGUGCAGGAGCCCAAGAGCGGCAAAAGGAAAAAGGACAAAAGUGAAGCCAAAGCAAAGCCAGCGAUCGGGAACGUGGCCGGAGAGGAUUUUGAUGCUCUGAUCUCGGCUGCCAUGGAAGCUGACAGGACCUGUGCCUUCCCCCGCUGCAAGGCCUCUGUCACCACCCUGGGCCAGCUCUGCCACCACUGCCAGCGGCUCUUCUGCCUCAGCCACCACAUCCCCGAGGGGCACGGCUGUGGGGACAGGGCCAAGGCGCAGGCCCGGCAGCGCAUCAGCCGCGAGGGGAUCCUGUACCCCGGCAGCGGCCCCAAGGACAAAUCCCUGGAUCCCGCCAGGCGAGCCCACCUCCAGCGCCGCCUAGACCAGAAGCUCGGCGAGCUGACGAGCCAGAGGAAGGGCAAAAAGAAAGACAAGGAGAAAUGAAGGACCUGAAUCCUGCUUUUUUAACCUCAAAGCCCCAGAUCCCCUGGGGCAAAGCUGCUGUGCUGGGCCUGGGUGGAAUAGGGGGCUCCAUUCUGGGGGGAAACCUGGAGCUGGGAGCCUUCCCGAGGUGCAGGGGAGGGAGAGCUGCUGCAUUGUCCUGGUUAUCCCUACAGACACGGUGAUGGAUGCACUCAGGGGCCAGAGCAUGCUGGUGAAACGGGCAUUAAACACCCAAAGCUGUCACUGUCACAUCGGUCCCUGCGGCAGCACAUGAUGGAUGCCUGGAAACAGGAACGUGGGAGGCAUGGAAAACCAUGGGUGACCCUGUGCUCCAGGGAGGAUGGCUGAGGAAAUGGAUGUGUCCCAGCCCAGCAAUCCCCUGGCUCUGCUCAGAGCUGGAGGGAGCCAGCCUGUCCACACUGCAGCCAUUCCCUCCCCACCUGUGCCAGGGGCUCAGGAGGGGGCUCAGCCCUGCUCCAGGGAUGGGAACAGGGAUGGAUUUGGGCCUCAAGCCCAAACCAUGCUGGCACCACGAGGAGCUGGUCCAGCACAUGGAAGCGUUUUCCUAGGAGAGCCUUCCUGUGCCACUGGGAGGUCUCUCCCUCCUCACUGCUGCCUGUCCCUUGCCAGAGCUGUCCUGCUUCCCACAGAGCUCCUUGGAGGCUGAUUCCCACUGGGAAAGCCCACAGUGACAGCAGGUGCAGCCAUGUGAGCUUUUCAGGUGAGAGGGAGCCUUGUGUCCAUCCUGGACCUUUUCCUAAUCCUUCACACAGAGUCCAUCCAUCCCACGCCCAAAAUAGCUCCAGCAGCAUUUUCUGUCCCCAGGAUGAAGGAGAAGGUGCAGAGGUGCUUCCAAAUAGGAAUGGCUGGAGAGGAGCACAAGAAAAAUGCCUAAACCCACACAUUCCCCAUCCUUCUGGGGCUAAACCUCACAGAUUCCAGCACUUCUGGAAGUCACUCACCUCAUCCCAAGUAAAGCUCAGCAGUUGGCAGGAGCUGCCAGACAGCCAAGGAUUUCUGUGUCCAUCUCUUCCCAAAUACUUGGCUGGGAUAGCUGAUAAGCACAUUUUCCCCCAAACCUCGUGGGCUGUGAGCACUGGCUGUGAACAACUUCCCACUUCACUGUGAAAAACUUCAUCCUUCAAACCCCUCCAUGCUUGGCUGGUGCCUUGGUGCUGUGCAUCACGCAUGGAGGGGUGGCACUGGCUCCCCUGGCAGUGGGUGGGACGGGGAGAGGUGGGGAAGUGUGGGAGAAGGGAAUCUGGGCACCAGUGAGUGGAGGGGGAUGAUGGAACAGGGACAUCACAGCCCUGUCCCAAAGGGAAGGUCAGGCAGCACAGAUGGGAAGGGAAAAGUGCCACCAGCUCAGGGGAUAACUCACCUUGGAGUUAAUUUUUAACCAGGGAAAAGCAGAUAAAUGGCUCAUUCACAGCUUUUUCCCUGCUCAGGUUAUCCAAGCAGCCACAUCCCAGCCUGUGCUCAUGCCACGGUGCCAUUUCCAUGGCACAGGGUCCCAGACACCCCCAGACUUUCCAGCCUGGCUUCCCACCAGCAUCCUGCAGGCAGGGAAAAGCCAAGGCUGCAGGCUCCAGGGAUGUGGCCCCAGUGCAUCCUCUGCUCUCCAGCCUGUGCCAUGAGGGGCUCCAUCACCCUCCACAAACCAGAGUGGGAAUUAGCUCCCCAAAAAUCCCAAACCUGGCUUGGGACAGAGCCCAGCAGCAGACAGGAUCCACACAAGCUUCCUUCUAAAACAGGAGUUGGGCUUAAAAAUUAUAAAAUUAGGGACCUUUUUUACAUGCCUUGGGUCACAAGGCAAAGAUGUUCUUCUCUAUGCCCAAAUCUUGGAUAAAACAGGUUAUAGGGUAAGUCACAGCCCAAGACCAGGAUUAGGGGCUGGAAUAAACAAUCCCCAGUUGUGAGA
Molecule: messenger RNA, 4872 nt
Organism: Zonotrichia albicollis (white-throated sparrow)
Lineage: Eukaryota; Metazoa; Chordata; Aves; Passeriformes; Passerellidae
Source: RefSeq, a predicted model, not a curated record